UGUGAGACCGUCAGUUUAUUUCUUGACGGCUCAGCGCUCGUACAUACAGGCAGAAAACCAAUUAUGAAGAUCCUCAUUGUGCUGGCAGUUCUGGUCACCGUUGCCUCGUCUCUUCCUCAAUUUGGCUUUGGAGGCCCUGGCUUUGGCGGACCUGGCUUCGGAGGCGGCGGCUAUGGAAACCAAGGCUUCGGCGGAUUUGGAGGAGGCCCUGGAUUUGGAGGCGGCCCUGGCUACGGUGGUUUUGGAGGUGGUCCCGGCUAUGGCGGAUUCGGUGGAAGCCCGUAUGGCGGCUUUGGAGGUGGUGGUGGUCGUCGACGUCAUCAUGGCGGCGGCGGCGGUGGGGGUGGUGCUGCCUCUGCCUCGGCUUCUUCUAGCGCUUCGGCGGCUGGUGGCGGGGGGGCCGCUGCAUCCUCAGCAUCCUCAUCCGCCUCAGCAUCGGGCGGAGGUGGCUUCUAUGGCUAGAGCGGUUGUCUUUUGUUUAUGCCUAAGUUAGUUUUAAUGAUUGAAGAAAGUCUGAAAAAUAUAAGAUAAAAAACCCGAAUCUUAAGAGAUGCCUCUAUUCUGUCAUUGUCCCACGACACUCGACUCCAAUCAUGUUCAAUGGGAACUACGAUGCAUAAAAACGCCGUUAAUUCAUGCAUAUAAGUCGGGGAAAUAAUAAAAU
This is a messenger RNA of Drosophila obscura, 664 nucleotides long. RefSeq names its product glycine-rich cell wall structural protein 2-like. The transcript has a single exon. Lineage: Eukaryota; Metazoa; Arthropoda; Insecta; Diptera; Drosophilidae. The coding region runs from base 64 to 462 and encodes 132 amino acids. The record is from RefSeq and is a predicted model, not a curated record.